Molecule: messenger RNA, 3058 nt
Organism: Abrus precatorius (Indian licorice)
Lineage: Eukaryota; Viridiplantae; Streptophyta; Magnoliopsida; Fabales; Fabaceae
Exons: 4
Coding region: 911-2824 (637 amino acids)
Source: RefSeq, a predicted model, not a curated record
UUAAAAUGAUCCAACCUAAAGUUUUGAGUUGUUUGAAUUUUAUGCUGAAAGUUGCUGCUCUUAGUUAUCAGUUUCUGCUUUGGGUAUGUUACUCAGCUAAUCUCUGGUUGUUGUGGGGGAUGCAUGAGUAUACUGUAGAUACAGUUUUAAGCUUUUUUUCCUUUGUUUUGAUGAGUUUACGUUUUUCUAUUUUCAAUCUUUGUUUGUAUUCUAUUGCAUUGCUGGUUGUGCCUUUCUGGAUUUAAAAGUAUAUAAUAUCUUCCUCUUUUUUUGUAUGACUUUCUUUUCUUGAUUAACUCUAUAUAGCAUUAUCCUUCUUCAGUGUGUUCUGUCAAACUAUAACAAAUGACAGUAGUUUUAGAUAGCCUUCAAUAUAUCUGCGUUGUUUUCUGUAGGUGUUAAUUAGGGCUGCUCUACGAUAUCAUAAUGGGCCAAACUUAUUUUGCUAUCCAAUUUGCUGAACUAAAUAAUGGAAUAUCUUGUCUUUUUAAUUUUGGGAUGAAAUACGCUACCUCCAUUGGUUAUUACUGCUUAAAAACUUUGGAUCUUCUUUUAGCUGCUGACUUUUUGUUUCAAUAUUAAACACAUCGACAACAAAAUUUUAUGAAAAGACAUUGCUAUCCUCUGUUUUUCCGGGAGUUGAGUUCAUUGUCCUUUCACGCCUUCAACCUGUUUUCCAGUUCAUAACCUAACAGGGCCUUUCAUUACUGCUGCAACUUAACUAACUUCCCAGUCUUCUGGUUAGGAUUUCAAUGUCUGCCUCCUUAAUUGAAUUAUUAUUCUUUUUCUGGUUCUUGUGAAAUAUCUGUCAUUUUUAAAAGCUAUUGAUAUUAACCUUAUUGUGUAUAUUUGUCGAAUUGUUGCAGUAACAUUAACUGUUGAAAUCUUCUGUGCUUAGUACCUGUAUAAUAUGGAUCAAGAAGAUGGAAAGAUGGGCACUGAGAAUCCUCCACAAGCAUCUUCUAGUCCUCUGUCAUCAGGAAAAGAUGAUAUCAUGAGCAAUGAGAAUCAUCCUGAAGGGACUUCUAAUCCUCUGUCAUCAGAUGAUACGAUGUGUACUGAGUAUCCUCCUGAACUGUCUUCUAAUCCUCCGUCAUCAGCAAAAGAUGAUAUGAUGGGCACUGAGAAUCAUCCUGAAGUUUCUUCUAAUGCUCUGCUAUCAGCAAAUGACAAUAUGACGGACACUGUGAAUCCUACUGAAGUGUCUUUGAAUCCUCCAUCACCAGGAAAAGAUUUUAUGAUGGGCACUGAGAAUUCUCCUGAAGUGUCUUCUGAUCAGCCAUCAUCAGGAAAAGAUGGUAGCAAGAAGGAUGCUGAUCCUUCUGAAGGAUCUAGUAAACCAGAGUUGAGGGACAAGAAUACUCAACAAUCAUUGAAGGCAAAAUCUAAAAUUGUCAAAAAAUCUCAGGCUAGUAAACUUAAGGCCAGGAAGAACAAUGGCUCUCAACAAAUUCGUGAGAAAAAAAGAAUUAGAAAGAACAAAAAAGUAGUGGACAAUGCUGAAAGUUGCCAUAAUGCAGAUAAGAAACAAAUUUCAGACAAUAGCCAGCAGAAGGAAACUAAUGAUGAACCACCUAAGAACAGUCAGGAGGCCGAAAACAAUGAAGUGAAGGAAAGUCAAAAUAGGAGCACUAGUAAUAAAAAUCCCGCAGAGAAGAUCCAUCUGUUGGAUAAGACUGAACAAAAAAUGAAGAAUAAAGAGAAGCAUAGAGAGUCAAAUAAGAGUUCUAGGGGUAGGGAAAACAAGGAUAAGCAAAGUGGGAUAGAAGAGAGUCAAUCCAAAGAGAAAAAGAGUGAAAAGCUUGGUGGUCUCAUAUUUAUGUGCAAUGCAAAGACGAAGCUGGAUUGUUUCUGCUAUCGUGUCAUGGGUGUUUCCGCUGGUAAAAAGGAUGUUGCUUUACAAGUCAAACCUGGGCUUAAGCUUUUUCUAUAUGAUUUUGAUCUGAAGCUACUGUAUGGAAUUUAUAAGGCUUCAUCUUCUGGUGGCAUGAGGCUUGAACCCAGAGCUUUUGGUGGCAAAUUUCCUGCUCAGGUGAGAUUCAACAUUGCUUCUGAUUGUUUCCCUCUACCUGAGAGCAUUUUCAAAAAGGCCAUCAAGGAUAAUUAUAAUGAAAAGCACAAGUUCAGAACAGAACUUACUGUUAGACAAGUAAGGCAACUCACUCAACUUUUCCAACCAGCUGGAAUUCAUUCAGCUGUGCAACCUAUCCAUUCCCCUCCAAAAGCAAUAAUUCGAGAAAGGGAAUCCCCUGAUGAUGUUAGGGGAUCAUGGCCCCAUUCACGCAGGGAAAGCUAUCAUGUGCAGUCUCAUGUUAGGGAUCAUCAACUUGGCCGGCAAGAGGACAUUACUCAUGACUUGUUUCUUAUGGAGAAGAACUAUAGAGCUUAUGGUCUCCGAGGAGAUUCUUACAAAGGAGAGUAUGAACACCGUCGCAAUGUCCCUGCCCGUGUAGAAAGUAUGCACACUGAUCCUCUUUAUUUGAGUGACAGUAGACACCAGAACUAUUUUCAUGAUACAAUUUCGCACAAUGUGAAGGAUCCUUAUUAUGUCCAUAGCUAUGGUGCUUCACCUAGGGAUGCAUAUUUAAGAAGAGAGGAAAUUUCUUCAAGCUCAUAUUUGGUUGGGGAAAGACCUUUUGUUGGCACCAAUAACUUGCUAAGGAGAGAGACUGUUCAGGAUAGGCGUUACUCAAUAUAUUCUGCUGCUGAUGCUCUCUCUGAUUAUAACCCAAUGAGGCCGUGUAAUGGAGACAAGUUGGAAUCUUCACUUGGACCGGUUUCAUCCCGUUACUCUUUUGCUAGCCCUUCAUUUUCCCGUCGCUAACGUGAACGUGCAUUUUGAAUCCCUUGUCUUGUGUUCCUCACUAUUAUCUUUCAUUCAGGUGGCUUACCAGGUUGCUCAAAGAAAAAAUGAGCAAGACAAUGAGUGAGUGACUGGUAGAUAUUACAAACUGUACAAUCCUGUAAGGUAUAUGUUUGAAAACAUGUUACAAAUUAUGUAAACAUGAAUAUAAUGUAGAAGUUAUAAUUAGUAGCGGUAAAGUAAAUAUGAAUUUGU